UCUAUUCAAGGCAGUAUGAAUGGAUAUGAAGCAGACACACCAAUUUAUCAUAAUGGUGUUAAUGAUUUUAUAGAAUUAGAUUCACCAUGGAAACAGUUUGCAUCACAUCCUGGUAUUUUAACAUCUGAAGCAUCCAACACAUCAAGAAAUACGAGUUUAACUCGUAAAACAACACUAGAUCCAUCUGAUAAACUUCAUAUUGAGACAUUACAAGGGAAACUGACUUAUAUUGGUAUACAACCGACACCAGAUAAAUUACAUCAACUUCAUCAAUAUUUAACAAUAGAUCCAUACGGUCAAGUCACAUUUGGUAAUUUUAUGCAAGCUGUAAAAUUAGUAUUUAAACAUGAAUUGGCCACAAGACAUAACAUUUCAUCUAGUCCUAGUAAAUCGCCAGGUUAUUUAAAUCAGGAGGAUAUACCUAAUGUGAGAGAAGAUUUAGAGUCAGUUUGUCAAGAAAGAGAUGAUUUAAAACAUGAAGUUCAAAGAUUAGAGACUGUGAUUAAAGAUAGAGAGAUGAAAUAUGAAAAAGAAUUAUUAAAGAUGAGAAAGGAAACACAAGGAGCAAUAGAAGAGAACAGAUCAUUAAAAACACGAGUCCAUUUAGCAGAACAAGCUCAAGGUGAGGCGCAGAUGUUAGAACAUGAUUACGAGGAAGCUGUCGCAUAUCUAGAAAAUGAAAUAAGAGAUUUACGUCUUCAGCUAAAAAAGGAAAGUGGAACUAUGGAAAGUAAUAAACAUGUCGCAAGUUUAGCUUGUCAGUUGAAGAAAUCAGAAACAAGACAAAAAAUGUAUCAUGCUGCUACGGAAAAACUUAUAGCUUAUGUAGAGCAUGUUCAGGGAGUAUUAACACAGCCAACAGAAAACUCUAGAAAUAAUGAAAGUGAAGAAAAGAAGAAAAUGAGAAGAGAUAAGAAGAAAGAGAGUGUUGUUAAAUUAUUAUCUGAUGGUCAGAAUGUUAUAAAACUUGUUAAAUCAUUAACAGAAUCAGCACCACUACCAUUUGGUUGGGAAGAGGCGUUUUCAGAAGAUGGCACACGUUAUUUUAUCAAUCAUGUCACACAGACGACAUCUUGGACUCAUCCAGCUUCUGGUGUUGAACAUCGUACAGACAAUAAUAAUAAACCCAGUACAUCUCACGCUAAACACUAGCCAUAAUACACUUCAGCUAAUAUACUUCAGUAAGGAUCAACAAAUCUUCAAGAACUGGUCAAUUUAUGUGCUCUAUAUACAAGAUCAUUCUACCAGGACCAACACAUGUUGAAGAUUUGGUAAAUGAUUCUGUGCUUUAUAUACACCGAGAUUGUUAUACUAGGACGAACAAAUCUUCAAGAUCUGGUCAAUGCCUAAAAUACAUCGAGAUCGUUCUACUAGGACAAAGAAUUCUUCAAGAUCGUUCUAUGACCAGCAAAUCAUCAAGCCUAUUCUGCUAGGAUCAACAAACCAUCAAGAUGGUUCUGCCAGGACCAACAAAUCUUCAACAACUGGUCAGUACACAAAAUACACCAAGAUCGUUCUACAAGGAUCUACGAACCGUCAAGAACCAGCUUAAAAUAGAAAAUCACCUAGCAUCAAACUUGACAUGACAUUCUGGUUUACGGCCAAAUCGAUUUUUGUAUAUUUGUUCUUUAGGAGCACCUACAUGUAUUAAAAUAUGGCUCCCAUUUAUUGGGGGAAAAAACUUUUACAGUACCGGUAGCUGUUUUCUUAGGGAUUAUUCUUGAAGGAUCUUUAUCUUUUUCACCCGAGGAUUCUAUCUUGCCUCCACUAUACCACCAAUUUACUAAGGAAUUCAUUCGUUCAAAGUCUAGGAGAUUAAUAAAAGAACACAAAAUAGGAUGGUGAAGGCUGGAACGACUUUCAUAUUGACUUUUAUGUGUUUUUAUUGUUUUUAUCAGGGAUGAGUUCUCAUUGACUUUACCAGAAACAAAUAACAAGUUUCGAUCAAAGUUUUCCCAACACACUUGACAUAUAUUAAAAUUAUACAGAAAAAGGACAAAUCUAUGCUGGAAAUAAUGAUAUGCACCAUAGGGAUAGUGCCUGACAUAUCCAUGCUUGUGUAAGCAGAUGAAAAUAUAUUGUUGUUCGUUUCUAGCAAGGAGUUGUUAAGUUCAUAAAGAGUUUUAUCGGAUUCCUUCAGAUCCAGAUAUGCAAAUAACUUCUUACUUAUGAAAAACUGCUAUCCUGAAAUACCUAGUGAUCCCUUGUUAACUUCCGAUACCAUUAUGGUGAAUGUAUUCUGGGAGAAGCGGAACCAAUAUUUCUAUUUAUUUGCCUUACUCAACAGGACUUGUUUUACCCUGUACUGUACUAAAACAUGUGGAGGUAAGAGGGUCACAUCUGUAGGAUUCUGCCUGUUCUCCAAUCCAGUUUCUGUCAAUAAGUUUUGUUUAAAAGAAAUGUUCUCAAAACAAUUAAUAUGUCUCUCAUUUACUGUUAGCUAGUAGAUGCUGAUAUUAUUUAUUUAUUGGUUAUUUGAUAUAUGGAUUCUGGGUUGAAGCGAGGGAGAGAAAUGAGGUUUAACUUCCACUCGACACCAACUAUUAAGAAGAAUCAUAUAAUAUUAUUUAUUG
Molecule: messenger RNA, 2573 nt
Organism: Patella vulgata (common limpet)
Lineage: Eukaryota; Metazoa; Mollusca; Gastropoda; Patellidae
Product: syntaxin-binding protein 4
Exons: 12
Coding region: 16-1152 (378 amino acids)
Biological process (GO): hippo signaling; positive regulation of transcription by RNA polymerase II
Cellular component (GO): cytoplasm; nucleus
Molecular function (GO): transcription coactivator activity; protein binding
Source: RefSeq, a predicted model, not a curated record